AAGGUUGCUCAGUCAGCACCUUCCUGCAGGUGUAGGACAGUAAUCAAUAGAGGGUUGCCUGCUGCUGCUCCUCAUGUGACAUACCAGGGGACAGAGCCCUAGCACCAGCAGCAUCUACAGCAGUGACAGCUGAGCAGCACAAGGAGGAGGAGCUGCCUCCUUCCCAGACAAUACAAUCUGCACACACUGUAUCAGCUCUAAACAUUGCAUGUAUAACCCCCCUGUCCACAUCUCUGCACCGCAUACAUGUCAUUCUCUGGGCAUCCAGGCCAGCACCUGACAAGCAGCAGCUGCUGCAGCACCCAGCAUUUCAGAGGACAGCCAGACACAGCUCUGAUCACCAGCAAGCAGCCUGACUAUUUCCAUUGCCUGCAUCCCUGUCUCUGCCAUCUGAUCCUGAAGGAAGGUCUGAUGCUUGUUUGUUCUUCCUCUAAAUCAUAAGUGUAAAGAUUCAGAAGAGUCGACUUGGACGAUGCCUUCUGAGAUAUGCCUCAGUAUUCAAGAAAUGCUAACGGGUCACAGGCAUUGCCAUUCUAUGUCACAUAAAGAUUCUGUCCUGUCUGCAUUAAACCAACAGAGGAAUGACGGCAUUCUCUGCGAUGUUACUCUUGUUGCUGAAGAACAAAAGUUUCAUGCCCACAAGGCUGUGCUGGCUGCGUGUAGCGAUUACUUUCGGGCAAUGUUUAGUCUGUGCAUGGUGGAAAGUGAAGCCGAUGAAGUUAACUUGCACGGUGUGACCAGCCUUGGAUUAAAACAGGCCCUGGAUUUCGCCUACACUGGGCAGAUUCUUCUAGAACCUGGAGCAAUUCAAGACGUACUGGCUGCUGGUAGUCACUUGCAAUUACUGGAGCUCUUGAACCUCUGUUCCCAGUAUCUUAUCCAGGAACUAAAUAGCUUUAAUUAUUUGGACUUGUACAAACUGGCAGACCUUUUUAAUCUGACCUUACUGGAGGGAGCAGUGGUGGACUUCCUGGUAAAGCACUUGUCUGAACUUCUGAAGUCUCAUCCAGAAGAAUUUCUUGCACUACCUUUCCGUCUCCUCAGAGAAGUUCUGAAGAGCGACCAGUUAACAUCACUUAGCGAAGAACAAAUAUGGCAGUUGGCUGUAGGAUGGCUGGAGCAUAACUGCCGUUAUCAAUACAUAGAUGAACUGCUGCAGUAUGUACGUUUUGGCCUCAUGGAUACAAAUACACUUCACACUGUCACCCUUUCUCAUCCUUUGAUCCAAGGUAGUGAAAAGGCAACAGGACUUAUAAAUGAAGCCUUGGAAUACCACGAAAAUAUCUAUGCACAGCCAAUAUGGCAGACCAUAAGGACAAAACCACGCUUCCAAUCCAGUACCCUCUACAUUGUGGGUGGUAAAAAGCGGGAAAUCUGCAAAGUUCGUGAAUUAAGAUACUUUAAUCCUGUUGAUCAGGAUAAUGUUCAUAUAGCAGGAAUAGCAAACUGGAGUGAACUGACUCCCAUGCCAAUAGGACGGAGUCACCACUGUGUCGCAAUCAUGGGGGACUUUCUGUUUGCUGCAGGUGGGGAAGUUGAACAUGCUACUGGUCGUACUUGUGCUGUGAGGACAGCUUGUCGAUACGAUCCUCGAAGUAAUACGUGGAUUGAAAUUGCUCCAAUGAAAAAUUGUCGGGAACAUUUUGUCCUUGGGGUAUUGGACAAUUGUCUUUAUGCGGUGGGUGGUAGGAAUGAACUUCGACAGGUGUUACCCUCUGUAGAACGAUACUGUCCAAAGAAGAACAAGUGGACUUUUGUACAGUCUUUUGAUAGGUCUCUUUCAUGUCAUGCUGGAUGUGUAGCAGAUGGCCUUCUCUGGAUCUCAGGAGGAGUAACUAACACUGCACAGUAUCAGAACAGGCUGAUGGUAUAUGAUCCCAACCAGAAUAAGUGGAUUAGUCGCAGUCCUAUGCUGCAGAGAAGAGUUUACCAUGCAAUGGCAGCAGUCCAAAGAAAGCUUUAUGUCAUGGGAGGAAAUGAUUUAGAUUACAAUAAUGACAGGAUUUUGGUGCGGCAUAUAGAUUCCUACAAUAUCGACAAUGACCAGUGGACGCGCUGCAAUUUCAACCUGCUUACAGGACAAAAUGAAUCUGGAAUUGCAGUACAUAAUGGAAGAAUUUACUUGGUUGGCGGUUACUCUAUUUGGACAAAUGAAUCUUUGGCGUGUAUACAGGUGCUGGAUGUCAGUAGAGAAGGCAAAGAAGAAGUUUUCUAUGGGCCUACACUGCCUUUUGCCUCCAAUGGUAUUGCAACAAGCUUUCUGCCUGCUCCUUACUUCACGUGCCCUAACCUGCAGACUCUACAAGUUCCUCACCACCGGAUAGGCAGCGUGUAAAAUGACUAAUAACAUAAAAGGAAAGCUGUAAAUGCAGCAACAGGGUGUCAAAUGCACACCCUCUCAUGCCAGUGCAAUACAUAUCUAUCAGCAUUUCCAGUGAUAUUAAGCCGACCAAUAUUUAUGCCAUAAGCAUCAAAAAGUAGAUUGUAAGCUCUUUUGGAGCAGGGAAUCAUUGUGCCUGAAAAUUAUGUAUAGCACUGCAAUUUUUUUUUUUUUUUUACACAAGGAUUUUAUUUCAUGAGCAACAGUGAAUAUGCAAAAUGCUGUUAUUUUACGGUCUCUAAAUAUUUCUAAUCAACAGCAAAAUGUGUAUAGUUACUACAUGCACUGCAUUUUAACACAGCCCCUUCUUUUCACAUCAUCUGUUCUUGUGUCCUAUCCUAUAAACUUCUAUAUUUGUGAAACGUGAACAAUGAUUUCUCAAGGGCAAUACAGCAUUACAUAUGCAACUGACUUCAUGUAUCUGAUUACAAAUGGAAUGUCAAUGUAUUGGUAAUUUCAUUCUGUCUGUACAUAUUGUUCCAUAUUGUUCCAUAUUGCUCUGUUCUUACGGUAGGUAUGGAGUGAAAUUUUGCAUUGAAAUCCAUACUAGCGUAAAGAAAAAAAAAGCAACUGUGAUAACUGUUGCAUUGUGAACCCAUCACCUUUGCUGCUAAGAAGCUACUGAAUAGCACACCCAAGUGCAUACAAAUAAAAUUAUACACUGUCACAUUA
Rana temporaria (common frog) is the source of this 3052-nucleotide messenger RNA. It is a transcript of the gene KLHL32, whose product is annotated as kelch like family member 32. Lineage: Eukaryota; Metazoa; Chordata; Amphibia; Anura; Ranidae. The record is from RefSeq and is a predicted model, not a curated record. The coding region runs from base 473 to 2335 and encodes 620 amino acids. Gene Ontology annotation, molecular function: protein binding. The transcript is spliced from 11 exons.